AUGGCGACCGCAGUGGCUCAGGGAGCCUCUGGCAACACUACCUUCAAAGACAAGGAGAAGCCCAUGGCGGUGCGGCAAUCCAACAUUCUUGCUGCUCGGGCUGUCGCCGAUGCUAUUCGAACAUCUUUGGGACCCAGGGGUAUGGACAAGAUGAUCCAAACACCCAAGGGAAACACCAUCAUCACCAACGAUGGAAAUACCAUGCUCAAAGAUAUGAGCGUCAUGCACCCCGCCGCUCGCAUGCUUGUCGACCUCAGUGCUGCACAGGAUGUGGAAGCUGGCGAUGGUACAACCUCGGUCGUUGUCAUCGCUGGUAGUCUGCUUGGUGCUGCUGAGCGAUUGUUGUCAAAGGGCAUUCACCCCACUGUCAUCUCCGAGUCUUUCCAGCGUGCAGCCAAUGCUGCCGUCGGGAUUCUCCACAACAUGUCUCGACCGAUCAACCUGACCGACCGUGCUACCCUCCUCCAAGCUGCCUCCACCUCCCUCUCGUCGAAGAUUGUCUCCCAGCAUUCUGGCCUCCUGGGUCCGAUGGCUGUUGACUCCGUGUUGAAGAUUGUUGAUCCCAAGACUGCUGAGAAUGUCGAUCUGCGCAAUAUUCGGAUCAUUAAGAAGGUUGGAGGCACAAUCGAGGACAGUGAGAUGAUUGAUGGCUUGGUUCUGAACCAGCCCGUCAUCAAGAGCAGCGGUGGCCCUACAAGAAUUGAGAAAGCUCGGAUAGGUUUGAUCCAGUUCCAGCUGAGUCCACCUAAACCCGACAUGGAGAACCAAAUCGUUGUGAACGACUACCGUCAGAUGGACAAGAUUUUGAAGGAGGAGCGCCAGUACUUGCUGAACAUGGUCAAAAAGAUCCAAAAGACCAAGUGUAAUGUGCUUCUGAUCCAGAAGUCCAUUCUUCGGGAUGCUGUCAAUGACCUUUCCCUGCACUUCUUGUCCCGUCUGAAGAUUCUUGCCAUCAAGGAUAUCGAGCGUGAUGAGGUUGAGUUCCUGUGCAAGAGCCUGGGCUGCAAGCCAGUUGCCAAUGUUGACUCCUUCACCGAGGACAAGCUUGGUACCGCUGAUCUUGUCGAAGAAGUUCAGGCUUCUGGUGCCCGUUACGUCAAGAUCACUGGUAUCAAGGCGCCCGCUGCCACUGCCAACCAGACCGUCUCCAUCGUUGCCCGUGGUGCCAACAAGUUGAUUUUGGAUGAGGCUGAGCGUUCUCUUCACGACGCCCUUUGCGUCAUCCGCUGUCUGGUCAAGAAGCGCGCUUUGAUUGCCGGUGGCGGUGCCCCCGAAGUCGAAGUGGCACAUACACUAGCCAUGCGUGCUCGUGAACUUACCGGCACUGAGGCCAUCUGCUGGAAGGCAUUUGCGGACGCCAUGGAAGUCAUUCCUACCACUCUUGCUGAGAACGCUGGUCUCAACUCUAUCAAGGUGGUCACUGACCUGCGCCACCGUCACGCUCAAGGCCAGCACAAUGCUGGCGUGAGCAUCCGCAGUGGUGGUGUUAAGGAUGAUAUCACGGAAGAAAACAUUCUGCAGCCGUUGCUGGUGAGCACCAGUGCUAUCGAGCUGGCUGCUGAAACGGUGAAGAUGAUCAUGAGAAUUGACGACAUUGCUCUGUCGCGGUAA
Penicillium macrosclerotiorum is the source of this 1611-nucleotide messenger RNA. RefSeq names its product chaperonin-containing T-complex subunit CCT4. NCBI's taxonomy places the organism in Eukaryota, Fungi, Ascomycota, Eurotiomycetes, Eurotiales, Aspergillaceae. Gene Ontology annotation, cellular component: chaperonin-containing T-complex. The record is from RefSeq and is a predicted model, not a curated record. The transcript is spliced from 7 exons. Gene Ontology annotation, molecular function: ATP binding; ATP hydrolysis activity; ATP-dependent protein folding chaperone. The coding region runs from base 1 to 1611 and encodes 536 amino acids. Gene Ontology annotation, biological process: protein folding.